This is a messenger RNA of Mauremys mutica (yellowpond turtle), 1409 nucleotides long. RefSeq names its product sarcoglycan delta (gene SGCD). The record is from RefSeq and is a predicted model, not a curated record. Gene Ontology annotation, biological process: cardiac muscle tissue development; heart contraction. The transcript is spliced from 9 exons. Bases 424 to 1290 code for a protein of 288 amino acids. Gene Ontology annotation, cellular component: sarcoglycan complex; sarcolemma. NCBI's taxonomy places the organism in Eukaryota, Metazoa, Chordata, Testudines, Geoemydidae.
CUCCCCCCCGGCCUGAAUGCAUGUAGGCGCCGGCUGCACGGAGGCUCCGGGAAGGAUGCUCGGGUGCUAGGCACCUGCCCCUGCUCGCGGCCGGGGCACCGGGAGGACCCCCCGCCCCCGCCCAUGCUGCCCCAGGCACCAUCUCCGAACGGGGCUGGCUACGUCUCUCUCGCUCCUGCCCCAUGGACUUAGCGGCGGUCGCCGGCCGGAGCUCGUGAGCCUGGGCUGCCCGCCGAGCGGGGCCGGCCCCCGGGAACUGGAGGAUACUGCAACAUCCUCGGGGACGUACAGCGGGCUGAGCUGGAGCCUGUGUGGGACUUAAAAAAGACUUCCAGUUGGUGGUAGCCUGAGGAACUUCCUUUCACUCCAAUGUUGCUCCGAAACUAAUUGUCGCCAGAAUUCGGAACUAUCAGGUUUGCUAAGAUGCCUCAGGAACAGUACGCACACAGGAGUGCCAUGCAGAGCUCAGAAGGCCCGCAGGUAUACAAAGUGGGGAUUUACGGCUGGAGGAAGAGAUGCCUCUAUUUCUUUGUGCUACUCCUAAUGAUUUUAAUCCUGGUGAACCUUGCCAUGACCAUCUGGAUUCUCAAGGUUAUGAAUUUCACAAUUGAUGGAAUGGGAAACCUGAGAAUCACAGAGAAAGGUCUGAAGCUAGAAGGAGAUUCAGAAUUCUUGAAACCUCUCUACGCCAAAGAAAUCCGGUCCAGACCAGGCAAUCCAUUGUACUUCCAAUCUGCCAGAAAUGUUACAGUGAACAUUCUCAAUGAGAAGACGAAAGUCCUUACUCGUCUUGUAACAGGUCCCCAAGCAGUGGAAGCACACAGCCAAAAAUUCGAGGUGAAAUCCCUCUCUGGAAAAUUGCUGUUUUCUGCAGAUGACAACGAAGUGGUCGUGGGAGCAGAGAGACUGAGAGUUUUAGGAGCAGAAGGCACAGUGUUCCCUAAAUCUAUAGAAACUCCCAGUGUCAGGGCAGACCCCUUCAAGGAACUAAGACUUGAGUCACCCACACGCUCUUUGGUGAUGGAGGCUCCAAAGGGAAUUGAAAUUAACGCAGAGGCUGGCAACAUGGAAGCCACAUGCAGGACGGAGCUGAGGCUGGAAUCAAAAGAUGGAGAGAUUACGCUGAAUGCUGCAAAUAUCAAACUACCUAGAUUGCCUCUAGCAUCCCACUCCUCUACCGGAUCCAGGCAAAAAAUCUACGAGCUGUGUGUGUGUUCCAAUGGGAGGUUAUUCCUGUCUCAGGCAGGAGCUAGCUCCACCUGCCAGAUAAACACAAGCAUCUGCUCUUAAGAGACAGUUCGCAGCAGGCAUUGCAGGCAGCACAAAGGCCCUGUUCUGGUCUCACAGAUAGCAGCUGCCAACUAUUUUUGCUAGAACCCAGAAAGCCUAUCAAAGACUUUUUUGUGUGU